Molecule: messenger RNA, 945 nt
Organism: Brassicogethes aeneus
Lineage: Eukaryota; Metazoa; Arthropoda; Insecta; Coleoptera; Nitidulidae
Source: the annotation of a GenBank genome assembly
CCAAGCAGUUAACGAUAACAAAUAAUUGUAACGUUGUUUUUGCAUAGAUUAUCUUUUACAGUGAAUCCAAGAAAAUGACGAAUUUCUCGCGUGUUUGUCGAUAAAUAAAGCGUGUAUAAAAACAGCCGCCAACUCGAUUAUUUCAAACGCAGUCAACAUGUUAUUUGCUACGUUUGUAUCAUGCGUUCUGAUCGGGUCCACUUUGGCCGUUCAGUUUGAUAUCACCAACAAGGAUGGCGGUGAAAUUUGGGUCGGGAUCCAAGGAAACAGCGGAAAAGCAGCCUUAGAGAACGGCGGAUUCAAAUUGGGACAAGGACAAACGAGAUCCGUACAAGCCCCUAACGACUGGGCAGGCAGAUUCUGGUCCAGACAAUGGUGUGACUCCGGCAAUGGGCAAUGUGUAGUAGGAAACUGUAAUGGAGUGGAAUGCCAAGGCAGAGGAGGCAACCCCCCAGUCACUCUGAUCGAAAUCACUCUGGCCGGUUGGGGAGGUCAAGAUUUCUACGACAUCUCAUUGGUCGAUGGCUAUAGUUGCCCAGCUACUAUUACCCCAAUUGGUGGUCAAGGAAAAUGCAGAGCACUAAAAUGUCUUGCUCGUAUCAACGACCAAUGCCCGAACGAUUUGAAGGUAAACACUCAGCAUGGCGUUCUUGGAUGUAAAUCGGCCUGCUUGCGUUUCAACACGGACCAAUACUGCUGCAGAGGAGCUUAUGGUACCAAAGAAACCUGUAAAACCGAUCAAUGGGCUGUCAACUCGGCCAAAUUCUUCAAACAGCAAUGCCCAGAUGCUUACAGCUAUGCCUAUGAUGAUGACACCAGUACCUUUACUUGCAAGGCUCAGAAAUACGCCCUCACCUUUGGAGGUUAAACUGUACAAUAGUACAAAAUGUGUAGAAAAGAAUUAUAUUUUUUAAUAAAUCAACAAAUUGUUCAUAUUUAAAACCA